UUGAGGAUCUUAUUACUGACGAAUGUGUUUGUUUUUUAUGACCAUGUUUUUCUUUCUGCUUACAUUUUGUAUUUACAUUUCGAUGUGUGUAUUUCCGCGGCCUCCCAGAAGAACUUUAAGCUCGCCAACAUCGCAGACGACUUCCGCUGCAGGGGACGGGCAGUAUCGUCAAGACCACAACUACCAGACGGCAGCCCGACAACAGCCAAGACCCCCGUGUCCGUGCCGUGUGACUACUGCUCUCCAGGGGACACUAGCGAGGCAGGGAAAGGGGAACCUGGGGAUGGAGUGGUGGUAGAGGUAGCGGUCAAGACGUGUCUGAAAUGCGAGGUGUCCAUGUGUCAGGAGCACGUGAAGCCCCACCUGGAGCUKCCUGCGUUUAGGGAGCACCCCCUGACUGAACCCCUGGGGGACCUGAGGAAGAGGAAGUGUCCCGAACACGAUGAGAUGUACCGCUACUACUGCAUGGACGACCGGGUGUGUGUCUGCAACGCCUGUACCAUCGAGGGGAGCCACGCCGGACACACCAUCAAGACCCUGAAGAACACUAUGAAGGAUCUGAAGGGCUCUCUGGAGAACUAGCUACAGAAGGUGGACAGGAAGCUGAACAAAGCAGAGAAAAAUCUCCAGGAACAGAAGGAAAGGUUCCUGGAGGACUCAGACCAGCGGGUCACAGCCUUGGGGGAGGUGUUACAGGUCCACCUGGAGGGCUUCCUCACCUCCCUCAGGGACUGUUCCUGCUCCCACGGGGUCGAUUUCUGCAGGCAGUUGAAGAAGCCUCUGUUCCACCCAGAAUGCGCUUGCGUGGACUCAGACGGCCUGGCCGAGUCCAUGGAGGCUAAACAGGAAGACUUCCUCACUGAAGUACACUUCACGUCCUCUCACCUCAUCAACGAGCUCUACUUCAUUGCAUGCAUUGUAGAACAGCAGAAUAUUACUGCAAAGUCUUCAACCCCACUUCCCGUAGUACCGGGUAAGAGGAGGACAUGCGGAGGAGAGGAGGAGGAGGAGGAUGAAGAUGGUGACGACAGCAGUGAUCGAGAUGAGCAAGAAGAAGCUGAGGAGGAGAUGAGGAGUGAGGAGAGGAGGCUGUACACGACCCAGA
Messenger RNA from Salvelinus sp. IW2-2015, 1105 nucleotides. NCBI's taxonomy places the organism in Eukaryota, Metazoa, Chordata, Actinopteri, Salmoniformes, Salmonidae. The record is from RefSeq and is a predicted model, not a curated record.